UUCUUGUUUUCAGGAAAUAUAAUUUUAAUGAAUAUGCAUCUAAAAUUCCUGAGAUCCUCCUAGAUCUUCAAAAUAGUGUGAAUGAACCUCCCUCAAAGAGGUCUAAAGUAUAAAUUUGAGGCCUAAAGAUGGUCUCAUAUACUUCUGAUGAACGUUGAGUGUACAAUAACAGUAACUCGUCAAAAUGUACGCUUAAGAGAAGUUACAAGAUUGAAAAGUCUGUCUCUGCUGUAGGUCAAGACUUACCAAGUAGUUUAGAAUUUAUUAAGAUCAUUUUACGUCUCAAUUAGUCCACGGAAUUUUCGAUAAUAAGUACUUGAAGUUUAAACCACACAAUCUCAUAUCAAUAUGGGCAAAAUUUUGUAGUAAAAUAAUCUAGUCAUGGAACUAA
Messenger RNA from Moneuplotes crassus, 391 nucleotides. The record is from the annotation of a GenBank genome assembly. Lineage: Eukaryota; Ciliophora; Spirotrichea; Euplotida; Euplotidae.